AUGAAGAUAGAAGUAAUGCAAGUACUUCACAUGAACAAAGGAGAUGGGGAAACUAGUUAUGCAAAAAACUCAAAAGUGCAGAACAAGAUAAUAUCUCUUGGAAAGCAAGUCAAGGAGGAGGCUAUAAUGCAAAUGUUGCGCACCAAUAUCCCUGACAUCAUGGGCAUUGCAGACCUGGGUUGCUCCUCUGGACCUAACUCCUUAUCAGUGAUCUCCGAAAUUAUUGAUAUCAUCUACGCCAAAUGCAGAGAUUUGGGUCGUCCAACACCGGAACUUACGGUCUCCUUGAAUGAUCUUCCUUGCAAUGACUUCAAUUUCAUUUUUGGAUCCUUGCCAGCAUUCUACGACAAAUUAAAGAAAGAGAAGUGCUCUGGGUUCGGGCCUUGCUUUGUAGCAGCCAUGCCGGGUUCUUUCUAUGGUAGAUUAUUUCCUAGCAGGAGCUUGCAUUGUGUGCACUCUUCUUCUAGCCUUCACUGGCUCUCGCAGGUUCCAGCUGGUCUAGAGAGCAGCGCGAGGACAACCCUGAACAGAGGAAAGCUUUAUAUAUCGAAGACAAGUCCGCAGUGUGUGUUAGAAGCAUACUCAUUGCAGUUUCAGACAGACUUUUCGGUGUUUCUGAAAUCACGUUCAAAGGAAAUGGUUCCUGGAGGCUGCAUGCUCUUGUCAUUCAUGGGCAGGAGAUCGACUGAUCCCACCACAGACGAGAGUUGCUACCAUUGGGAGCUCUUAGCACAGGCACUAAUGAGCAUGGUUCCAGAGGGUCUCGUCGAGGAGGAAAAGGUUGACUCCUUUAAUGCCCCUUACUAUGCUCCAUCUGUGGAAGAAAUGAACCUAGAGAUAGAGAAAGAAGGUUCUUUCAGCGUCAGUCGGCUUGAAGCCUUUGAAAUUGAUUGGGAUGGAGGUGUCGAUGUUGUGUGCCCCACCAUGGCUACACAAUCACGUGGACAGAGAGUGGCCAAGACAAUUAGAGCCGUAGUGGAGUCAAUGCUGGAAUCUCAUUUUGGAAAGGAGAUAAUGGAUGAAUUAUUCAAGAGGUACGGAGAGAUGGUGGAGGAUUACUUGUCAAAGACCGGAACAAAGUACACCAAUUUGGUCAUUUCGUUGGUUAGAAAGGAGUAG
Dovyalis caffra is the source of this 1119-nucleotide messenger RNA. Lineage: Eukaryota; Viridiplantae; Streptophyta; Magnoliopsida; Malpighiales; Salicaceae. The record is from the annotation of a GenBank genome assembly.